UAUAAUAAUUAAUUAAUAAUCACGUAAAUUUAUAUGAAAUCAAUGAAAGAAGUAAUAUUGAAGUGUUCAUACGAAACAUAAGUUUUAUAUUUAAUAUGGAAGUUAACGUGUAAGCAGUGCAUUUAUAUCAAAUAGAAGAAUUAAAAUUAUCAGAAAGAUGAUUUUUUAUAUUCGUCUAACGUUAGUGAUCAUUUGCCUUCUAUUGGGCGUUGUUGGUCAAUAUGAAUGGCAAGUAAGAGAUCCAUUCGAUGAAAUUCGAUUUAAAAUGGAUAAAGUUAAUGCCGAUAACUGCCCUAUACAAUAUCUUGGUGACCUGUAUUUACCAGAGGAUUCUGUUUCACAUUUGCCAGAUAUAAAGGAUAUUAAUAUUAAUCCUGUAUUUCCAAAUAGAACAGCUCUGUUACAUUUACACAACAUGGCAUUGAGCAGAUCGUUUUUUUGGAGUUAUAUACUUCAAUCUAGAUUUAUAAGACCAGCUAUUAAUGAUACUUAUGAUCCAGGCAUGAUGUAUUACAUAUUAUCUACAGUUGCUGAUGUAUCUGCUAAUCCGUAUAUAAAUGCUUCUGCUAUCUAUUUUGCACCAAAUAUGUCAUAUUCUCCAUCUUAUAGAGGAUUCUUUAAUAAAACAAUGCCAAGAUUUGCACCAAGAACGUUUAGAGCUGAUGAUUUUAAUGAUCCUAUACAUCUUGAAAGAAUAUCUACUCGUAAUACGUUUACUGUACAAGAUCUUGGUGCAUUUCCUAGUGAUACUCUUAGCAAGGAUUAUACAACAGAUUACUAUAGAAUAAAUGAAUGGUACAGAAAAUGGUUACCUGAUAAUGUAGAGAAAAGACAUGAUACUAAAGCUACUUAUCAAGUUGAAAUUCGUUAUGCUAAUAAUACUAAUGAAACUUUUACAUUUCAUGGACCUCCAGGUGCUGAUGAAUAUCCUGGACCUGUGAAAUGGACUAGACCUUACUUUGAUUGUGAAAGAUCCAACCGUUGGCUUGUAGCUGCUGUAGUACCAGUUGCAGAUGUGUAUCCACGACAUACAGGGUUUAGACAUAUUGAAUAUCCAACAUAUACUGCUGUGUCUGUAUUAGAAAUGGAUUUUGAUAGAAUAGAUAUAAAUCAAUGUCCGAAAGGUAAAGGAAAUAAUGGACCAAAUAGAUUUAUGAAUACUGCACGAUGUAAAACAGAAACUACAGAGUGUGAACCAUUGCAUGGCUGGGGAUUUCGAAGAGGGGGAUAUCAAUGUAGAUGCAAACCAGGUUAUAGAUUACCAACCGUUGUACGUCGACCGUAUCUCGGAGAAAUUAUUGAAAGAGCAACUCAAGAACAAUAUUAUAAUGGAUUUGAUUGUAGCAAAAUAGGAUGGAUUCAAAAAAUGCCAGUGCAAUGGGAGAAGGCAAAAUAUUAUAUUAGAGAGAGAUAUCUCGAGCAGUAUUAUCAGUAUAGAAAUCUCACAACAGGGCCUGACAAUUUACAUUCUGAAAAAAUAAAUAUUGAUCAAACUUUAAAAUUCAUUUCCAGUAUAAAUGCGAAAACAUGUAAAAAGUAUUCGGCACAAGAUUUAGUCUUGGAUGGUGAUAUAGGUUAUGGAGCAGAAGAGUUUUUCGAAAAUGAAGCCAAAAUGGCAACCAGACUUGCUAAUUUUAUUAGUGCAUUUCUGCAAAUAUCUGAUUCACAUGAAGUUUAUUCUGGUAAAAGAGUGGCUGAUAAACCUCUUACAGAAGAUCAAAUGAUAGGUGAAACGCUAGCUUUAAUUCUUGGAGAUACUAAAAUCUGGUCUGCAGGAACAUUCUGGGAUAGAAAUAAAUUUACUAAUAGGACAUUUUUUGCACCGUUUGCUUAUAAAACUGAACUGAAUACACGGAAGUUUAAACUCGAAGACUUAGCUAGAUUAAAUGACACAGAUGAAGUUUACACUAGAAAGAAUUAUUUCCAAUUUUUGAAACAAAGAUGGGCAGCUAAUUUUGAUGAUUUGGAGAAAUUCUACAUGAAAAUAAAAAUUAGAUACAAUGAAACAGGCGAAUAUCUUAAAAAGUAUGAACACUAUCCAAACCAUUAUAGAGCAGCAAAUCUGAAUCAUGGUUAUUGGACAGUUCCAUAUUUUGAUUGCAAUGGUAAAGUGAAAAAAUGGGUAAUUACUUAUGCAUCUCCAUUCUUUGGUUGGGAUAGCUUAAGAGAAAAAUUAGAAUUUAAGGGUGUGGUUGCCGUUACUAUGGAUUUACUUCAAUUAGAUAUCAAUCAGUGUGAUGAUAAAUUUUACCGUCCAAAUGCAUUUAAAGAUACACAUAAAUGUGAUAAGAAAACAUCAUAUUGUGUACCCAUUCUUGGCAGAGGUUUUGAAACUGGUGGAUAUAAAUGUGAAUGUAAACAAGGCUUUGAAUACCCUUUUGAAGAUUAUAUUACAUAUUACGAUGGGCAGCUAGUAGAGGCAGAGUUUAGUAAUAUUGUCAAUGACAAAGAAACAAGGUACGAUAUGUUCAAAUGCCGUAUAGCUGGUGCAUCUUCGAUUCAAGCAAGUUGGGUUAUAAUUCUGUCAUUAAUAAUAGCAAUUAAUCCAUUACUUAGGAGAUAAAUAUAAGAUCUUAUUAGAUUUAUAUUAUGUAAAAUUGUUUUCCAUUAGUUAUAUGACUUAUGUUAAACGGAUAUUUUCAUAUGCCGUCCAUAUUUUUUAUGUUUAGUCUUUUUAAAGAAUUAUUAAUAAUUAUAGAUACUUAUCAUAUUGCCGUCCAUAAAUUUUAAGAGAUCUUUAAUAUAAAAUAUUAUUUUAUAUAAAUCUUUUCAAAUUCAUCUCUCUUUUAAAAGAAUCUCAUUGAAUACUUUUAAAGAAAUUUUACAAUUUCUUCUCAAUUUAUGUUGUAUGUGACCUUAUAUGUACUUU
Vespula pensylvanica (western yellowjacket) is the source of this 2869-nucleotide messenger RNA. RefSeq lists its product as uncharacterized. NCBI's taxonomy places the organism in Eukaryota, Metazoa, Arthropoda, Insecta, Hymenoptera, Vespidae. The coding region runs from base 158 to 2563 and encodes 801 amino acids. The transcript is spliced from 12 exons. The record is from RefSeq and is a predicted model, not a curated record.